CUGAAUGGGUCUGUCUAUCUAUCGAUGUUUGUGGAGUAUAGGCUUCCCCUUCGAAACAAGUGCACGGACAACACUGAGACAGUUUAAGCCGGCUAUAUUUUCAGAAUGAACCCUUCUGAUGACAAAGUUUUGAAAACCAAGCUACUGCAGCUGGAGUGUCACUUCACCUGGGCUCUGACCAAAGAAAAUGUAGACCUGUCAGAUCUGCAGAGCAGGCUGGAGGACCAAAUAGAGCUGGACCUGGGCAAGAAAGUUGGGGCAGCCCGAUCAUAUGGUUUUUUGGGCUAUGUCAGGUACCUGCAAGGAUUCCUAGACGAUGCCUUUGCAAACCUGCUGAAAUCGGAAGAGCUCACAAGGGAACACGGUGAGGAUUGUGAGAGAUUUCUCAUUGUCACAUAUGGCAAUCUUGCCUGGCUACACUACUACCAGGGAUCGUACUCCCAGUGCAAGAGCUUCUUGGAGAAGCUUGUAGGGAUAAAGGAGAAGUUCCCCACUGGGUCCCCAACCGUGCUUCAUCCAGAGGUUUACGGUGAGAAGGGCUGGACCUUCCUCAAGUUCGCCUACAAGUACUAUGAGAAAGCGAAGGAGUGCUUCAAGAGAGCCUUGGAGCUGGAGCCAGACGACAGUGAGUCGAACGCAGGCUACGCCAUCGCUCUCUAUCGCACAGAAAUCAAGCCACCAAGACUGAAAGACUCGCUGACGGUAAAGCAACUCAGACGAGCCUUAGAGAAAAACCCAGAGGACGCCGUUCUAAUGGUGUUGCUGGGCCUGAGGUUGGCCCUGUUCAAGCAGCACAACGAGUCAGAGAAGCUGGUCGAUGAGGCUUUUGAGAUGGAUCCAAGCAACCCACAUGUGAUUCGCUACGUCGGGAAAUAUUUCCGCCAUGGUGGCUCCGUGGACCGCUCCAUUGCACUAUUCAAGAGGGCCGCGGAGCGCACCAAUAAUUCUGCCUUCCUUCACCAUCAACUGGCUCUGUGCUACAAGAUGAAGAAGACGGACCUGUUUCGUAUAGGAGGCGCCAGGGGCAAAGGACCUGAGAUCAGACAGCUCAUCCGUCAGUGCAUCUAUCAUCUUGAACUGGCCACGACCCUGAAAUCUAACUUUAUUAUCGCCAUGGCCGAGCUAGCUCUGCACUAUGGGGAGAGUAAAGAUUUUGCUCGGGCUGAGGACAUGUUCCAGAAAACAUUUAAUGUGGCGAAGGAGAAGCACGAGAAAUUGCAAUCGGUGCACCUUUACUAUGGUGAGUUCCAGCAGUACCGCAUCAAGUCUGAAACACUGGCUGUCAAGCACUACAAGGAGUGUUUGACACUUGGGCAGGGCACAGGCGAGGGGAAGCGGAGCGCCAGCUCCCUGAAGAAGCUGGCUGAGAGACGCCUUGAAGGGGACCCCAGAGACGGAGAAGCCUUUGGGAUCCUGGGAUUCGUCCACAAGGCAAAGGGAGAGACGAGGCAGGCAUUGGAGUGCUAUGAGAAAGCUCUGCAGUUUGAUUUUAACAAUGACGAGUAUCUCAGUGCCCUGUGUGACCUUCGGUUGUCAUUGCAGUAAUUCUUCCUCCAUGUCAUAUAAAGGCUAAUAACUACAACCACAACACGUCACAUCACAUACAUGGACAUUUCUCCACUACUAAUAUAAAACUUGGUUGAUGUGACAGCAGUCAUUGUGCUAGAAUGCAUCUGGUUUGGAGUUGGAACAUACUGUUAUGCAGCAACAAAACCUAAAAACAACAAAAUAUUGAUCACCAUAAAGUCAUGUAUUUCCACAACACUGCUUUGUAAACGUUCACUAUUAAAUACAUGAGCUCUUUACUA
Messenger RNA from Clupea harengus (Atlantic herring), 1808 nucleotides. RefSeq names its product interferon-induced protein with tetratricopeptide repeats 10 (gene ifit10). Gene Ontology annotation, molecular function: protein binding. Gene Ontology annotation, biological process: defense response to virus. NCBI's taxonomy places the organism in Eukaryota, Metazoa, Chordata, Actinopteri, Clupeiformes, Clupeidae. Gene Ontology annotation, cellular component: cytosol. The record is from RefSeq and is a predicted model, not a curated record.